Messenger RNA from Monodelphis domestica (gray short-tailed opossum), 7311 nucleotides. It is a transcript of the gene GNB5, whose product is annotated as G protein subunit beta 5. NCBI's taxonomy places the organism in Eukaryota, Metazoa, Chordata, Mammalia, Didelphimorphia, Didelphidae. Gene Ontology annotation, molecular function: protein binding. Gene Ontology annotation, biological process: signal transduction. The record is from RefSeq and is a predicted model, not a curated record.
ACUGAUGAAUCACUUCUCAUCAAAUAUGUCCACAACAGCUACUUGUCUAGCCAACCAUCCCCUAAGCAGAGCAAGAUCAAGGAUCUGCUGCGGCCCAAAUUGGUCCUUACCAGAGCAUCACGCCCUGGGCGUGGCUGGGAGGCAGGGCCUCUGUCUAAGGUCUCCAGUACCUUAGGGACCGCACCUAGUCUCCCCUACUUCGUUCAGCAACCCUAGGCUGGGGAGGCCCCAUCCCCCGGCUCCUGAGCAGCUGGGAAGAAAAGCGACUCCCCAUCCACCGGUAGCGUCACGGUGACGGGAAAGGGAGGAGGGAAGAGGGAGGAAGUAGAGGCCAGUCGCUCAGGGAGACAGCAGCUGGAGCUUCAAUAGCCUCUGGAGCAGCAUCAGCAUCAGCCACCGCCAGCCCCUCCUUCUCUUGUUCCUCUUCCUCCUCUUCCCAUUCCUGUCCUUCCUCUCCUCUCCUCUCACCUCUCCUCUCUUCUGUUCUCCUCUCUCUGCACCCUCGCUGUCCCCGCAACCCGGGAAGAUGGCAGCCGAGGGGCUGCACGAGAGCGAGACCCUGGCAUCUCUGAAGAGCGAGGCCGAGAGCCUGAAGAGCAGAUUGGAGGAGGAGCGGGCCAAGCUACAUGAUGUGGAGCUGCAUCAAGUAGCUGAACGAGUGGAGGCUCUGGGUCAGUUUGUGAUGAAGACAAGAAGGACACUCAAGGGCCAUGGGAACAAAGUCCUCUGCAUGGACUGGUGUAAAGAUAAAAGGAGAAUUGUGAGCUCUUCUCAGGAUGGGAAGGUGAUAGUGUGGGACUCCUUCACAACUAAUAAGGAACAUGCAGUUACUAUGCCCUGUACCUGGGUGAUGGCGUGCGCCUAUGCCCCAUCAGGAUGUGCCAUUGCUUGUGGUGGCUUGGACAAUAAGUGUUCUGUGUAUCCACUGACUUUUGACAAAAAUGAAAACAUGGCUGCCAAAAAGAAGUCUGUCGCAAUGCAUACCAACUACCUUUCAGCCUGCAGCUUCACCAACUCGGAUAUGCAGAUCCUGACUGCAAGUGGGGAUGGGACCUGUGCUCUCUGGGAUGUGGAGAGUGGGCAGCUUCUACAGAGUUUUCAUGGACAUGGAGCUGAUGUUCUCUGCCUGGAUCUGGCCCCUUCAGAAACAGGAAACACCUUUGUAUCUGGGGGAUGCGAUAAAAAGGCCAUGGUUUGGGACAUGCGCUCUGGCCAAUGCAUUCAGUCAUUUGAAACACACGAAUCCGAUAUCAACAGUGUCAGAUAUUAUCCCAGUGGAGAUGCCUUUGCUUCUGGUUCAGAUGAUGCUACGUGUCGCCUGUAUGAUCUCCGUGCUGACAGGGAAGUGGCAAUUUACUCCAAAGAGAGUAUUAUAUUUGGAGCAUCCAGUGUGGAUUUCUCACUCAGUGGUCGCUUGCUGUUUGCUGGUUACAAUGACUAUACAAUCAAUGUCUGGGAUGUGUUGAAAGGAUCUCGAGUGUCCAUUCUGUUUGGGCAUGAAAACAGAGUUAGUACCUUGCGUGUUUCCCCUGAUGGAACUGCUUUCUGCUCGGGAUCAUGGGACCAUACCCUGAGGGUCUGGGCUUAAUCUGUACUAUGUCUCCUAAGAAUGCAAGCUAAUAUAUGGGAUAAGUUAUAGAAUAUAAUUUGAAAUAUUUACCUGCAACUUCAUAUGCUAAGGAAACAUCUUGGUAGUUAAAACCCAUUAAAUGUCUCUGUAUGCCAUCCAAUAUUGAUAUUUAAAAUCUGUCUUCUAGAAAGAGAUUAUAAAUCUAUUCUGCUUUAAUGGUAUUGUCUUAAAGAAUACUGCUUUCUACUCUUGAUUUUAGCUAGCUGUAAGUGGAAAUUAUUGAGAGAACUAUAAAUUAAGCUUUUCUUUAAAAGCAUUCCAAAACCAAAUAUAUUAUUUAGCAUAUUCUAUAUAAUUUGCACUAAUUUAAUCCAUUUUAGAGCAAUUUUUAAAAAUAUCACUACUGAUUGUAUCUGAAUAUAGCUUGACUUUUGAAAGCUUCUUCUGAAAAUGAUGGAUUUCAGAAAAUAGAUGGUUUGUGAUGCAGUGCUAUUUAUUGGAAGUUGAUCCUAAAAUGACCAUAUAGUAUCAAUUUUAAAGACAAAAGUUUGGUGAUAAGGUUCUUCUUAUUAUUAGAAUGGCCAAAGAAUUCUUUUCAUCCUCUCUAAUUGUCUUUUUUUAAUAAGAAAUAGCUUUCACUAGUAUGAACUGAAUUAAAUAAAGCAAGGACAUGUAUAGGGAGUUAUGUGACCUUCACUUGAGGACCCUGCCUCUACUUUCCCUUCCCCUUCUUCUAUGAGGAAUUGGAGAAAAUCUGAAGGCCCCUUUUUCAAAGUCACCCAUGGAUCUGUUUGCUAGGAGAUAAAGGGAGGAUUUUUUGUCUAGGGCAAGAGAGCUAGUUCCACUCACUUUUUCUUCCCUACAGUUAAAAAGCUUAAAAUACAUAUUAUUAUAAACUUCAUGAAGCUCUAGGCCCCCAGGCAAUCCCCAGGCUAGAAAUGAAAUAUUCUAACCAGUUAAAUUUGGUAUAGUCAAUUAUCCCCAGGCUUCUUCCCACCCUUUAUCAUGCUUUCUCUAACAAAACAUCAAUUCAGAACACAAUUAAAAUGAUUUUAUCUUCAUCUAGAAAUCCAUUGUUAAAAAUACAAAUAACUAGUCAACAAAAUGCUAAGUGGAACAGAGAAAAACUUAGUAAUAAAUCAUGCUAUUACAAUAAAAGUGAAGGAAGAAACAAAGUGGAAUAAGUCUACAAUUGUUCCAGAAGUUUCUCCAUGUGUAGUUCAGACACUCUUUCCUAGGAAAUCUGAUCAACAAACCAGGAAAAGGUAGAGGCUCCAGCAAUAAGUCUUAGAGUCAGUCUCCCAGAAGGCAUCCUCCUUCUGUUGCUGUUGAUUGAUGUUACUGCUACAACUACUGCUUAUCUUCUCUCCUGAUUAUCUGCAACUCUACAUCUCUCUUUCAUGCAAUCUAAAACUGCCUCAUCAGAAAAGCGCUACCCUUUAGUUCUGACCAUGAGAUAGCUUCUCCUCUUCUCCAGCUGGGAGGAAACACAACUCCUGGAGUCUUGAGGAAGGAUGCCCAUCCAAACCUCACUUCAAUGACUGUUUGACAUGACUUGGGUAAUGCUGCAAUAUUACCUUCGUAGGUAUUUAUCUUCUUUGUGCAUUUGUUUUCAACUGAAGGAAAUGUCCAGUGAUAAACAUUAGUGUUUGGACAUUAUUUUCCCCCUCCAAUAAUCAAAAUAUUUUUUCUGUAGAAAUAGAAAAAGACAUUCUUAAACUACUACUAGGCUCAUGUUUGUAUAAACACAAUUCUGUUAAAGUUUAUGCUGCCUAUAAAAAUUAGACUUAUGUGAAGAAUUUAUUGAAGGUGAAUCACACAAGCUAAUUGAGGAUUUUUAAAUAGAGUAAGUUACUUCCUUGUGUGUUUAGAUCUAAACCAUUCAACAAUUAUUAUUAAUUGCUGAGCUCUGGAUAUUCAAAGACAAAGAAAAUAAAACAGUUCCUUUCAUCAAGGAACAUACUUUCUAUCAGGAUAAUAAAUCCUUUAAAUGAUUCUUUGAAAUAUAUAUAAUCCUUAAAAGAAGAUGAAAAAAUACUUCUAUUUGUCUUCUUUUAGAUAUUAGAGGCAUACUGUUUGCUUGAGGAAUUGGGCUAGAUAAGUAAGUGCAUGGAUAUAAUCAGUCUCCCUACACCUAUAAAUACUGACCCAGAUCCAUGGGUUAACUGGGUAGGUGCAUGCUAGGUUCAGAAGUCAAAUGUAUUAUCUGUGGAGAUCUAGAGCCAUGUUCUGUAGCUCUAGAAACUCAACUCUGGAGUCUUGCCCUGGGAAAGUACUAUUUACUACUGUAUCACUUCCUCUCAACAGUGUGCUGAGACUUGACAUCAUAUGGCCACUCCAGAAGCAAAGCUCACAUAUGCCUUUUUUAAAACGAAAUUAUUUCCUUUAUCUUUUGUUUUUACAUAGCCCAAAGUUCACCCAGUAUCUCUCUCCUUCCCCUCUUCCAAAGACGGGGUAUAUCAGCAUAACAAAAAAAAAUAUUUUUUAAAGAAAAAGAGGGGAAAAAGAGAAUUUAGCAAAAUUGAUUGAUAUAUUGAGACAUUCUGAAAAGUACAUGCAAUAUUCCAUACCUGUAGACCUCCCACCUCUGCUUCUCUAAAAGAAGUGUUUUCUCGUAGUUCUCCUUUGCUAUGGGUAAGAGAUCGAUUCCUAACCAAACAAGGGAUAGAGGCAAAAAAAAAAAAACAGAUAAUUUUGAUUAUGUGAAAUUUAAAAGCUUCUAUGCAAACAAAAUUAAUCCAUCUAGAUUAAGAAAGGAAAAUCCCAUGGGAAAAAAAUCUUUGUAUCAGAUUUCCCAAAUAAAAAAUUGGUAUUUUAGAUGCAUAAACCACUAACAGGUGUGUUUGUGUAUAGAAUGAAAAGUCCUUCCCCAACAGAUAAGUGGCCCGAGGAUUUGAACAAACAGUUCUCGUGACAACUAUAGGGAAAAAUGCUGCAGAUAACUAAUAAUAAGAGAAAUAUACAUCAAAAUAACCCCGGAGUUUCACUUUAUACCCAGCAAAAUGUGAGAGAUGACAAAUGGGAGGAAGACAUAUUGGAGGGCUAGUACAGAGGAAAGUGCUCUAAUACUAUGUUAGUGAAGCAAUAAAGCAGUACAACCAUUUUUGGAAACUAAUUUGGAAUUAUGUGAAUAAAGUGACUGAAAUCUCUAUACCAUUUGACCUACAUUCCCCAAGGAAGUCAUUAAUAAUAAGAAAAAACCCCAUAUGCACCAGAAUAUUUGUAUUAGUACUUUUUAGUGAUAUUAAAGAAUUGGAAACAAAUGCCCACUGAUUGGAGAGUUUGGGUACAUGAAUUCAAUGGAAUGUAAUUGUGAUAUAAGAAAUGAUAAAUAUGAUAACUAUGGAGCAGCAUGGAAAAUUUUAUUUGAACUGAUUGAGAGUGAAGUAAGCAAAUCCGAGAAAACUAGAUACAUGACUACAGCGAUAUAAAUUAGGAAACAAAACAAAAUUACCACCACAAAGCAAUGAAAAUGUGAAGUGGGAAGCCCAAAGUACUUUCACAUGUUCCAUUGCAGGGGAGCAAGUUCCCAUGAUCUCCUCUACAAAUGGGCUGCAUGUCCUAGUGCCCCCUUUCCUUGAGCCAAGUCAAUCAUGCUUAAUGGGCUGUCCAGGAACCACUACUAAUAAUAAACAACAUGGCAGCAAUAUGGUUAAGCAGUUAACUUUUAGCAACCCAUUAUGACGAAAAGUGUCUCAGAUCUACUUCUAGUAACAGCUCCUGUCAAUUGCCAAGUACUCCAAUAAGUGAUAUUAAAAGUGAUAUUAAAAUCCUCCACAAUUCUGGUUUUCAAAAAUCACACCAAGGCAUUGGUGGCUAGCUUCUUCUUUGGGAAGUCCAGUCAUCCAUUCUUAAUUUUAUGUGGAACCCUCAGAGUUCUCAGGAACUUUCCAGGUUGCCCAUAGCGUGAUCACCUGGGACCUGGCUUAGGAGUCAAUGGAGAAGUACGUCAGCAGGGCCCCUUCUGUAAGAGGUAGGGCAGGAGUAGUUCCCUGUUUCUGAAUCGAACCAAGCCCAUUCUCUCUCCCUUCCUCUUAGAUUAGACGGGUUACUUAGGUGUAGAAAUAGUUGUGUUGUGUGUGUGUAUGUUUUAAGGAAAAGGACAAAAACAAAACACCAAAAACAAAGACAAGAACUUCCAGCAGCCUCCCUACCUUUGUUUACUUUGUACUCAACAGAAAUGAAUAAAUUUUGAGCAGCCUUUUUUAAAAAGGAAAAGAAAGUGAAGUGGAAGAAUUACCAAAACAAACACAAACAAGCAUUGCCCCAAAGAAGAGGUAUGAGAUAAACACUUUUCCCCCAACUUCUUUAGAGAAAUGAGAGGUCUCCUGGGGGGGGGGGGGGGGACAUUGAAUAUAUUUUCAGACUUUCUUAAAGCAUUGAUCAGGUUUUUUUUUUCCUUUAAAAAUUCUUUUUCAUAUGAAAUAGCUCUCUGGGAGGAUAUACUGGAAUGUGUGUGUGUGUGUGUGUGUGUGUGUGUGUGUGUACAUAUUUGGAGAGAUUUACUGAGAGAAAUUUAGUUGAUAUAGCAACAAAAGAUAUUUAGAAAUUUUAUUUUAAAAAGAAAAGAAAAUGCAUUCAAUUUCUUUAUAUGUCAGCAAACAUUAAUACUAAAACUACUACUCGUAGUUGAUAACUCAGUGUUUGAAUGGUCAGGACAAUCAAAACCCUCAGUCAAGUCAGUUUCUCGAUGUGACACAUAUUCACACAAAUAUAAUUAUAAGUAUUUAUUCACAACAUACACAUAUGCUCACAAUUAUAUGCAUAUAUAUAUAUAGGAUUCUAGACCUUAGAAAUUAUCUAGUCUAAUCCUCUCAUUUUAUAGAUGAGGAAACUGAGGCCCACAGACAUUGUGACUCAGGUCACAAAGCUAGGAAGUAGCAGAGGGAGGAUUCAAACCUAGGUCCUCUGACUCCAAAUCUAGUGCUCUUAGCACUAACCUAUGCUGCUAAACUAAUGUGAAUAUCAUAAUAGGUUCCAUCCAUAUGGUUACACCUCAACCACUUUCCUUAGCUAAUUUGCCUUCAUUCUCCUUUGCUCUUCAGGAGAGGCCCUUGAUGUACUUAGGGUCAUUAUUCCCAUGGACAACAGGGCAAGGGCUUUAUUCCCAAGCAUGCCUCAGAGAAUGCCCAAUUGUUUCCAGAAGUCCAGAUAAUUCCUUUGGGAUUUCUGCAUGGGUCUCAGGCUUCCAAUUAUCUCUCUGAAUCUAGACUGUGGAAAUUCAACCUUCCUCACUUCCAAUAAGUGGGGGGAGGACAGUUGGAAAUAAAUUAAUUAAAUGGGAAUACUUUGUGACACUAUUUUGGGGGUGGCUGAAUACAUAGGAAAAUUUUAUUUUCAUGAUUUAACCUAGUUAUGUAAAUCUAGAUUGUCACUUCAGUACACUAAAAGGAGAAAUAAAAUAAGCCUCCAGCCCACAGUCCACUUCUUUCCCAUCAAACAGAUCAAUUCAACCAUUCUGCCAUGUCAUGAAGAAUUGUAACAAAUAAGAUACACUAUGAUGAAGUUUAUGGUAUAUCAUAGAGAACUUGUCUUGCAAUGAGUUGCUUACACUGUAAGUAUUUAAUCUUAACAUGAAUGAUAUUUAGUAUUUAUUGAAAAAAAUUGUUUUGAAAUCUACACUGUGUUAAAACUCAUGGAUGACUUAAAUGUAAUAAAUUGUAUUUUACAUAUUGAAAAUAAUUGUUGUAUUGUAUUGUAGAUCGGGUUUUUUAACUACUAUUAAAGUUACUAUUAGGUCA